CUAUUUUAUACUCAACCUUUGAAUAUAUAUAUUUUUUAACAAUAAUAACAAUAGACAUUGGACAAACCUGCAAACGCACGUUCCCAGAAACUAGUACUAUAUAUAGGUGGAAACAUCAUAUGAAUUGAGAGCAUCACUUCUUGAUGGAACUGACAAAAGUAUUACACAUUUUUAUUGCAUUUUUCUUCUUGUUCUUUUCUAUUAACUCUCAAAGUCAUCCUUUAGACCCUCUUAAUCCUGAUGAAAUCAACAAAAUUAGAGUCAUUAUCCAAAAAUCCCACCUUUCCAAUGUAACAUUUCAUGAUGUAGAUCUUGAUGAACCAGAAAAGAAUGAUGUCCUCAAUUGGCUUUCCUUUCAUAAAUCAAACAAUGCCUCUUUUCCUUAUCGUCGAGCCAGGGUAGUAGUUCGCGCUAAUGGUGAGUCCUAUGAACUCACACUAGACUUGGCUGCUAGCUCUAUCAUAUCACAAAAGUUGUACUCAGGUCAUGGCUUUCCUCGUUUUACUCUCAAUGAACUUAGACAGGCCAUCAGCCUGCCAUUGAGUAGUCCUGAAUUUCAAGAUUCGAUAUCACGAAGGGGCUUGAAUAUAUCUGAAGUCAGCUGCAUACCACUAUCAGUUGGAUGGUUUGGUCAGGCAAAGACUAGAAGAGUUCUUAAUGUUCCAUGUUUGUAUCGCGGAGGGACUACUAACAUUUGGACAAGGCCUAUUGAAGGAAUCACUAUACUAGUAGAUAUUGAAUCAAUGAAGAUCAUCCAGUAUUUGGAUAGAUUCAGGGCCCCCUUGCCUGAAGCAAGAGAUGCUGAUUUCAAUUCAUCGAGCCAGGGAUCAGUUACUUGCAAUGAAACAGGAUCCUCCAGGAUAAACAUCCAAGGUCAUGAAGUUAGUUGGGCUAAUUGGAAAGUUCAUGUUGGAUUCAAUACUAGAGCAGGGAUGAUCAUAUCUACAGCUUCUAUAUUCGAUGCUGUGAGAAAUGAAUAUCGACGUGUGCUUUAUAGAGGUCAUGCCUCUGAGAUAUUCGUGCCUUACAUGGAUCCUACGUUUGAAUGGUACUACAGGACAUUUUUUGAUAUUGGUGAAUAUGGUUUUGGGGGAUCGGCUAGUACCCUUGUCCCGUCAUUGGACUGUCCAAACAAUGCGGUGUAUAUGGAUGGUUACAUGGCUGAUUCAGAAAGUCAAGUAGUACAAAUCCCUCGAGCUAUUUGCAUUUUUGAACGAUAUGCUGGCGAUGCUGCAUGGAGGCAUACAGAAAACGGAAACACCAAGGGACAGAAAGAAGUUAACUUGGUGAUCAGAAUGGUAGCAACAGUUGGAAAUUAUGACUAUAUACUUGAUUGGGAGUUCAAACAAAGUGGAUCUAUUAAAGUUGGAGCAAGUCUGACAGGGAUUAUGGCGAUGAAGGCUGUGAAAUUCACGAACAAAGAUCAAAUAAAUCAGGAUGUUUACGGUACUCUUGUGGCAGAAAACAUAGUUGCAGUGAACCAUGAUCAUUUCCUUACGUACCGCAUUGAUCUUGAUGUGGAUGGUAGUAAAAAUUCAUUCUUGAAAGCCAAACUGAAAACUACAAGAGUGAAAGAUCAGAAAACGUCACCAAGGAAGAGUUAUUGGAGUGUUGUUAAAGAAACAAUGAAAACAGAAUCUGAAGGCAGGACGCAAAUUGGGACUGAAGCAGCUGAUUUGUUGUUUGUUAAUACUGUAAAAAAGAGUAAACUUGGAAAUGAAGUAGGUUAUAAGCUAAUUCCUAGUAGACCAUCAAUUUCUUUGUUAACAGAUGAUGAUUAUCCUCAAAUUAGAGCAGCUUAUACUAAGUAUCAACUGUGGGUGACUCCUUACAACAAGUCAGAGAGAUGGGCAGCUGGAUUUUAUGCUGAUAGAAGUCAUGGUGAUGAUGGUCUCACAGUCUGGAGUGGCAGGAAUAGAUCAAUUGAAAAGGAGGAUAUUGUGCUAUGGUACACACUUGGAUUUCAUCAUGCACCUUGCCAAGAAGAUUAUCCUAUAAUGCCAACAAUCAAUGAUGCUUUUGAACUCCGGCCCACAAAUUUCUUUGAAAGAAACCCAUUGUUGGACUACUACAUGUUAUAUGAAGGAGAAAAUGAGCGAGACUGGGAGAGAGAGGAGGAAAAAGUGGCAGAAAGAAUUGAGAGCAUCACUUCUUUGAUGGAACUGAUAAAAGUAUUACACAUUUCUUUUGCAUUUUUCUUCUUGUUCUUUUCAAUUAAUUGUCAAAGUCAUCCUUUGGACCCUCUUAAUCCUGAUGAAAUCAACAAAAUUAGAGUCAUUAUCCAAAAAUCCCACCUUUCCAAUGUAACAUUUCAUGAUGUAGAUCUUGAUGAACCAGAAAAGAAUGAUGUCCUGCAUUGGCUUUCAAAUCAUAAGUUACACAAUGCAUCUUUUCCUUAUCGUCGAGCCAGGGUAGUAGUUCGCGCUAAUGGUGAGUCCUAUGAACUCACACUAGACUUGGCUGCUAGCUCUAUCAUAUCACAAAAGUUGUUCUCAGGUCAUGGAUUUCCUCCUUUUACUUCCAAUGAAGCUAUACAGUCUAGCAUCCUGCCAUUGAGUAAUCCUAAAUUUCAAGAAUCGAUUUCACGGAGGGGCUUGAAUAUAUCUGAAGUCAGCUGCAUACCACUAUCAGUUGGAUGGUUUGGUCAGGAUAAGACCAUUAGAGUUCUUAGUCUUCCAUGUUUUUAUAGCGGAGGGACUACUAACAUUUGGGCAAGGCCUAUUGAAGGAAUCACUAUACUAGUAGAUGUUGAAUCAAUGAAGAUCAUCGAGUAUUUGGAUAGAUUCAGGACCCCCUUGCCUGAAGCAAAAGAUGCUGAUUUCAAUUCGUCGAGCCAGGGAUCAGUUACUUGCAAUGAAACAGGAUCCUCCAGGAUAAAAAUCGAAGGUCAUGAAGUUAGUUGGGCUAAUUGGAAACUUCAUGUUGGAUUCAAUACUAGAGCAGGGAUGAUCAUAUCUACAGCUUCUAUAUUCGAUGCUGUGAGAAGUGAAUAUCGACGUGUGCUUUAUAGAGGUCAUCCCUCUGAGAUAUUCGUGCCUUACAUGGAUCCAACAUUUGAAUGGUACUACAGAACAUUUAUGGAUGCUGGUGAAUAUGGUUUUGGGAGAGCGGCUAGUACCCUUGUCAAGUCGUUGGACUGUCCAAACAAUGCGGUGUCUAUGGAUGGUUACAUGGCUGAUUCAGAAAGUCAAGUAGUACAAGUCCCUCGAGCUAUUUGCAUUUUUGAACGAUAUGCUGGCAAUGCUGCAUGGAGGCAUACAGAAAACGAAAACACCAAGGGACAGAAAGAAGUUAACUUGGUAAUCAGAAUGGUAGCAACAGUUGGAAAUUAUGACUAUAUACUUGAUUGGGAGUUCAAACAAAGUGGAUCCAUUAAAGUUGGAGCAAGUCUAACAGGGAUUAUGGAGAUGAAGGCUGUGAAAUAUACGAACAAUGAACAAAUAAACCAGGAUGUUUACGGUACCCUUGUGGCAGAAAACACAAUUGCAGUGAACCAUGAUCAUUUCCUUACGUACCGCAUUGAUCUUGAUGUGGAUGGUAGUAAAAAUUCAUUCUUGAAAGCCAAACUGAAAACUACAAGAGUGAAAGAUCAGAAAAUGUCACCAAGGAAGAGUUAUUGGAGUGUUGUUAAAGAAACUAUGAAAACAGAAUCUGAAGGCAGGACACAACUUGGGAUUGAAGCAGCUGAAUUGUUGUUUGUUAAUACUGAAAAAAAGAGUAAAAUUGGAAAUGAAGUAGGGUAUAAGCUAAUUCCAAGUAGACCAACAAUGUCUUUGUUAACAGAUGAUGAUUAUCCUCAAAUUAGAGCAGCUUAUACUAAGUAUCAACUGUGGGUGACUCCUUACAACAAGUCAGAAAGAUGGGCUGCUGGAUUUUAUGCUGAUACAAGUCAUGGUGAUGAUGGACUCACAGUCUGGAGUGGAAGGAAUAGAUCAAUUGAAAAGGAGGAUAUUGUGCUAUGGUACACACUCGGAUUCCAUCAUGUACCUUGCCAAGAAGAUUAUCCUAUAAUGCCAACACUCUAUGAUGCUUUUGAGCUCCGUCCAACAAAUUUCUUUGAAAGAAACCCAUUGUUGGACUACAUCAAGUUUUCUCAAGUUAAAAGUAUUUUCCAUAAGAUUCCAACAAUUCAUUGUGUAAAAAUGGUUUCUUGGAAAAUCCUGUUGUGGUUUGUCUCAAUUUAUGUUACAUUUAUUAGCUCUUUCUGUCAAGAAACUACCAAUAUUGUCCCUCUUGGUUCCCAUCUCACAGCUGGAACUGCAUCUUCACACUGGCUUUCAUCCUCUGGAGAUUUUGCUUUUGGUUUCUACCAUCUUAACACUACUGGACUCUUCCUUGUUGGCAUAUGGUUUGAUAAAAUCCUCGAUAGACCUCUCGUUUGGUCAGCCAAUCGCGAUGAUCCAGUUCAUGCUGGAUCAAAGGUUAAUCUGACGUUGAGUGGACGCCUCGUAUUGACAGAUACUAAUGGUAGAGAGUUCGUUUUGUACAAUGGCACAGGCACUAGUCAUGCUGCUAUGCAAGACGAUGGAAAUUUCGUCCUGAAAAAUUCAUCCUCAGGUGUCUUGUGGGAAAGCUUUGAUUUUCCAACAGAUACAAUUUUGCCUGGUCAACAUCUUGAUAUGGGGCAGGCGCUGUUUUCCAGUGCCAAUGGGACAGUAGAUUACUCGACGGGGAAGUAUAGACUAGAGGUGCAGAAGAGAGAUGGGAAUGUCGUCUUGUCUGCAUAUAGAACUGCUGAUAUUGGCUACUGGAAUUCUAUAACUGCAAACAAUAAUAAUGUAAGACUGGUCUUCGACAACAACAGUGAUACUUUGUUCAUUACAAAUGGAAGCUCAAUCAUAUCCAACAUGACAUGGACAGCCAACUUGCCUGAUUCAGUUCGAGAUUAUUACCACAGAGCUAUGAUCACUGAUAAAGGAGAUUUCCAACAGCUCUUCCACAGAAAAGUAAAUGGGAGCGGUUGGAAUAUUGCGAUGCAAGUUAUCGUGAAGCCUUGUAUUGUGAAUAACAUUUGUGGUGUAUAUGGCUUUUGCCAAUCACCUGAUAAUAAGGAAGUCAAUUGUAGUUGCUUGCCAGGCUAUUCUCCAAGGGAUCAGUACAAUCCAUCUAAAGGAUGUUAUCCGAAUGAAAUGAAAGAUUAUUGUGAUCCGAAUUCUUCCCUUUCGGAUGUCUACGUUGAAAGGAUCUCUAAUACUGAUUUCCCUAAUAGGAUGUAUUCUGAACUAGAAAGGGUAUUUGAAACUACAGAGGAGCUUUGCAGGCAGGAAGUGUUGAAUGAUUGUCUUUGUGAGGCAGCUGUGUUUAAUGAUUCAACAUGUUUCAAGAAGAGGAUGCCAAUACAGAAUGCCAGAAGUAUUAAUCCUGAUACAAAUAACAUGGUUGCAUUUCUUAAAAUUAGCAACUCUUCGAAAACUCAAACCAAAAAGCAUCCUGUAUCAAAGGGUGUUUUGGUAGCAGGUGUGACAGUAUGUUCAGUACUCGCUCCGCUUUUUGCAGCAAUUGCUAUAUAUUAUCACCCUUUUGUGAAGAAAUAUAGAGAUGCCAAAACCCCUCCUAAAAGAAAGGCAAUUGAGAUGAAUUUAAGGGCAUUUUCGUUCCAGCAGCUGCACGAAGCUACCAACGGUUUCAAGAAUAAAUUAGGCCAAGGAGCUUCCGGUGCUGUUUAUAGCGGAAUUCUCAAGUUAGAGGAUGAAGAAGUUGAAGUUGCUGUGAAGAAAUUAGGAAAUGGAAUUGAACAAGGUGAUGAUAAAGAAUUUUUGGCAGAAGUAAGGGUGAUAGGCCUAACACAUCACAAAAAUCUGGUACAUUUGUUAGGCUUCUGCAACGAAAAAACCAACAGGCUUGUUGUUUAUGAAUUAAUGAAAAAUGGGGCUGUGUCAAAUAUUAUCUUUUGCGAUGGGCAAAAACCAAGAUGGAAGCUAAGAUGUGACAUAGUACUUGACAUUGCCAGAGGCCUGUUAUACUUGCAUGAAGAGUGCGAGAACCAGAUCAUUCAUUGCGACAUUAAGCCACAAAAUAUCCUUCUUGACAAGAACAACAUUGCAAAAAUUGCUGAUUUUGGUCUUGCAAAGCUUCUUAUGAAAGACCAGACGCGAACAAACACGAAUUUUAGAGGAACCAUGGGUUAUAUGGCACCAGAAUGGCUCAAAAACAUGCCCGUCACAACCAAAGUUGACAUCUACAGCUUUGGUGUGUUGCUGCUUGAGAUUAUUUUCUGCCAAAGGCACAUGGACUUGAACCCAAUCGGCCAAGAAAAUGAAGAGCUCGAGUUGAUCUUAGUCGAUUGGGUUCUUCAUUGCGUGAGAAACGAGAAGCUGAGAGCUGUUGCUACUCUUGAUGAAGAAAUUAUGUUACAUUUUAACAAUUUUGAGAGGAUGACUAUGGUUGGCCUAUGGUGCUUGUGUCCUGAGCCGAAUCUACGACCAUCUGCAGCAAAGCUUGUUCAGAUGUUGGAAGGAACUAUAGAACUAGGUGUUCCUCCUAUGGUUGAUACAACUAUAUGAGUCAUUUUCUGUAUUAUCUUGUAAUUUUUUCAACAAUUAAGUGUCCUUCUGUUUUAUUAGUCAUUAGACCUUAGUUGGAUUUCAGUGUUUUUUCUCAUAAUUCUCUGGUGCAAAAGUUUGUGUUUUUUCUCUCAAGUGAGCUACACUUUUCCUUCUGAA
Messenger RNA from Solanum lycopersicum (tomato), 6662 nucleotides. Its product is annotated as G-type lectin S-receptor-like serine/threonine-protein kinase LECRK1. Gene Ontology annotation, biological process: protein phosphorylation; recognition of pollen; amine metabolic process. Gene Ontology annotation, molecular function: primary methylamine oxidase activity; quinone binding; ATP binding. The record is from RefSeq and is a predicted model, not a curated record. NCBI's taxonomy places the organism in Eukaryota, Viridiplantae, Streptophyta, Magnoliopsida, Solanales, Solanaceae.